AUGAAAGCCUAUGAAAGGAUGCGAUCGCUCAGGUCUCAAGGACUUUCAGAAGAGGAAGCAUGGAACGCUAAUGCUGUUGAACUUAACCGAGCAGCUCGAGUUCAUACCAGGCAGUACAUUGCUCGCACGUUCGAUGAACACGUGAAGUCAAUAGUGGACGGACCGUGUCGUGAAGUACUUCGGGAUCUCCUUCAUCUCCAUCUCAACUAUGAACUCUUAGACAUGGCGUACUACCUGCUUGAAGAUGGCUAUUUAUCGGGUCAGCAAAUGGAUUAUAUGAAGGAAGAAAUGUACCGGCUCCUUGCCAGAUUACGCCCGAACAUCGUGUCCCUCGUCGACUCGUGGGAUUUCUCAGAUCACGAGCUCAGAUCGGUGUUGGGACGAAGAGACGGUCACGUGUAUGAGAACUUGUACAAAUGGGCACAGGAGAGUGAACUCAACCGAACGCAGGUACUACCAACUUUUGAGAAAUACCUCAAACCAAUGAUGAAACAAGCCAGGGAGCAGUCCAAGCUAUGA
Molecule: messenger RNA, 519 nt
Organism: Ostertagia ostertagi
Lineage: Eukaryota; Metazoa; Nematoda; Chromadorea; Rhabditida; Trichostrongylidae
Source: the annotation of a GenBank genome assembly